Messenger RNA from Sphaerodactylus townsendi, 2329 nucleotides. RefSeq names its product triokinase and FMN cyclase (gene TKFC). The record is from RefSeq and is a predicted model, not a curated record. Bases 215 to 2059 code for a protein of 614 amino acids. NCBI's taxonomy places the organism in Eukaryota, Metazoa, Chordata, Lepidosauria, Squamata, Sphaerodactylidae. Gene Ontology annotation, cellular component: cytosol. Gene Ontology annotation, biological process: glycerol catabolic process. The transcript has 16 exons. Gene Ontology annotation, molecular function: glycerone kinase activity; ATP binding.
CCAUCGGGUUGCACGGAACACAGUAGCGCAGGCGCAUUCUUGAAGUCCGAAGCCUCCGCACGGCGUCCCGCCCAGUCUUGCCUUACUGCCAGUUCUGUGAUCACGUCGCGUGUUGAAGUCAACCGCCGGAGCUCGAGCCGCCUCUUCUGCUUAACCAAAUGGCUCGUGCUUUCCCCCGCCCUCUCGCCCCUGUCCGUCAGGGUGUGCCUGUUCUAUGGUGAGCCGAGGGGACUUCAGUCUCCAGAGCAAAGUCCGCGGCUGGCUUCAAGCAAGCGCCCCAGCCCGCCCCCUCGCCUUUCUGUUCAGCCUCUCCUCGGCUCGGUUCCAGGAGGCACGGCUGAAGGCAGCCCCCGGCCCCGCAGUAGCUGCGACGCGGCUUUUCCAUCCGCCUCCUGAUCUCGGGGCGACCUUCCCCCGCAUUACAGAACUAGAGCUCUCUCCCUCUGUGGCUGGCAGAGGACUAUCCUUUUCCCCCCUGCUGACAGCCCAGAGUCGUAGUUCCUGGCAACAUGGAGGAUACAUUGGGAGAGGGAUGCUCACUGGAGUGGUGGCUGGUGCAGUGUUCACUUCACCUGCAGUAGGAAGCAUUCUGGCAGCGAUCCGAACUGUGAGACAAGCUGGAGCAGUUGGAACACUACUAAUAGUGAAGAACUACACUGGGGAUCGUCUGAAUUUUGGACUGGCACUGGAACAAGCACAGGCAGAAGGGGCUGUUGUGCAGAUGGUGGUGAUUGGUGAUGACUCUGCCUUUACGACAAAAAAGAAGGCGGGCAGGAGAGGGUUGUGUGGCACAGUGCUUAUACAUAAGGUGGCUGGGGCUCUGGCUGAGGAAGGUGUUGGUCUGAAUGAAAUUGUUCGUAAAGUUACUGCUAUUGCAGCAUCAAUGGGCACUCUGGGAGUGAGUGUGUCCCCAUGCAGUGUUCCUGGAUCCAGACCUACUUUCCAACUUGCUGCAGAUGAACUUGAGCUAGGCUUGGGAAUCCAUGGUGAAGCAGGUGUGCGCAGAAUGAAAAUGAUGCCAGCAGAUAAAAUAGUCAGAGUAAUGCUAGAUCACAUGACCAAUCCCUCCAGUGCCUCACAUGUGCCACUCAAGCCUGGUGCUUCUGUAGUCUUGAUGGUGAAUAACUUAGGAGGCCUGUCUUGCUUAGAAUUGAGCAUAGUGGCUGGGUCAGCUGUGCAUUGUCUUGAGAACAGGGGAAUUCACAUUGCCCGGGCUUUCGUUGGCUCCUUCAUGACUGCACUGGAGAUGGCUGGUGUCUCGCUUACUCUUCUGCUUGUGGAUGAUGAGCUCUUGAACCUUAUUGAUUCAAAAACUACUGCUGUGGCCUGGUCACAAUGUACUAGAGCAUCAGUAUCGCACAAGAGAAGAGAGAGGAUAGCACCUGAGAAAUACCCUGAGGAAGAAAAGUUUGUACCAAGAGGAGUGCCAGCCUCCCCACAGAUGAGACUAGUUCUGGAUACAGUAUGCAGUACUCUGCUGAACUUACAGGACAAACUCAACGAACUGGAUCGUUCUGCAGGUGACGGAGAUUGUGGCAGCACCCAUGCCCGCGCUGCCAGAGCAAUCCAGGAGUGGCUGAGUAUAACACCUCUACCAGAGCAUCCAUCUCAACUGCUCUCUACCUUGGCAAAGUUGCUGCUGGAGAAGAUGGGAGGCUCCUCAGGGGCGCUCUAUGGGCUGUUUUUGACAGCUGCUGCUCAGCCCCUACGAAUGGACAGUGACCUAUCAACUUGGUCUGUGGCCAUGGAUGCUGGUAUCGAAGCCAUGAUGCGAUAUGGUGGAGCUGCCCCCGGAGACAGAACCAUGCUGGAUUCACUCUGUGCUGCUGCUGAAGAGCUCAGAGCUCUGAAGAGCCCUAAGGCUGAUCUGAUGCAGGUUCUGGCCAAAGCUGUACAGCAGGCCGAGUAUGCUGCUGAAUCUACCAGGAAUAUGGAAGCAGCUGCUGGGAGGGCCAGUUACAUCGGCUCAGCCCACUUAGAUGAGCCAGACCCUGGUGCUGUAGCAGUUGCGGCUAUUCUUAAGGCAGUCCUGGAAGGACUGCAAGCUCAACCAAUAUGACAUAUUUCAGACUGUGGUUCACCAGUUAACGAAAUAUUGCAUGACCGUCCUUCCUUUCCUGUGCUUGAAUCAAAGGAUCUUCAUAGUGACAGUGUUGCUCCUGCUGUGCUGAAUCUGUAACCAUAGUUGCCUGAGACUAGAGCAUUCUUAAAUUGAUUUUUUUUUAAUUUCUGCAACCUCAUACAAAUGGAUGGAACUCUUCUUUAGCUUGGGACCAAUACUUGUGCUUUUCUAAUUCAGGCUAUAAAUAAAAUAUCUUAUCUUCUGGAA